Pelobates fuscus (common spadefoot toad) is the source of this 2662-nucleotide messenger RNA. It is a transcript of the gene MTIF2, whose product is annotated as mitochondrial translational initiation factor 2. Gene Ontology annotation, cellular component: cytoplasm. NCBI's taxonomy places the organism in Eukaryota, Metazoa, Chordata, Amphibia, Anura, Pelobatidae. The coding region runs from base 178 to 2334 and encodes 718 amino acids. The transcript has 14 exons. Gene Ontology annotation, molecular function: translation initiation factor activity; GTPase activity; GTP binding. The record is from RefSeq and is a predicted model, not a curated record. Gene Ontology annotation, biological process: translational initiation.
UUUAUUUCCAGAUCAUUAACCUUCAAGUAUCCCCAUAUGCAAGCUUCGUCUGUAACUAACGUUUAAAGUCACGGAUAUAAUACCGAGCUGUUUACUCUAGUGCAUAGAACACUGGGCAAUCACGUGAUUCCUCCAAGAGGUCAGCAUGCUCUGGCUGUAGCUGCAGGAAGAAGGGCAAUGAACAGGAAAAUAGUGUUACAGCUGGAACGCUUGGUUUGUCUCCAUAAUACCUGCCGCCAGUUGCACGCACUAUGCCUUACCAAAGCAGCCAAGACACCGCAGAAACUGGUGCAGAGCACAUCACAGACCAUCACCACUGCACAACUCUGCCGUAAUCCCUGCCGCAGCUUGUAUACCAAAGAGGACAAAUAUUCAAAGAAGCAUAAACUUUUCCCAAUCAAGUCAAAACAAGAAAAGCAAGUGGUGGAAAUAUGGCAAAACAUGACAAUCCGUGAGCUAGCAAAGGCCAUGGAUAAAGAUGUAGAUCACGUGUACGAGGCUCUUCUACAUACAAACCUUGAUUUGGACUCUUUGGAUGAAAACUCUGUCCUGAGUGAAGAAUGGGUGAGAGAGGCGAUUAAAAAAUCUGGUAUGAAGUUGAAAUGGGCGAAAACGAAACAAGAAAAGGUCAGAGAGAACAAAGAUGCUGUGAAAAGGCCUCUCUCAGAUCCUUCCAUGUUAGUUCCCAGGCCUCCUGUGGUUACCAUAAUGGGACAUGUUGAUCACGGAAAAACAACCCUUCUUGACCAGCUAAGGAAAACCCAGGUGGCUGCAAUGGAGGCAGGAGGCAUCACACAACAUAUUGGGGCAUUUAACGUUUGUUUACCGUCGGGAGAGAAGAUCACAUUUCUCGACACACCGGGACAUGCAGCGUUUUCUGCCAUCAGAGCAAGAGGGGCGCAAGUUACAGAUAUUAUUAUAUUGGUGGUGGCAGCAGAAGAUGGCGUAAUGAAACAGACCGUAGAAUCCAUUCAGCAUUCUAAAAACGCUAAAGUUCCCAUAAUUCUUGCCGUAAACAAGUGUGACAAACCUGAAGCCGACCCUGACCGAGUAAAGCAAGAGCUCCUGGCCCAUGAUAUCGUUUGUGAGGAAUUUGGGGGUGAUAUCCAGGCUAUACAUAUAUCUGCUCUAAAGGGCGACAACUUACAAGCCUUAGCUGAAGCCACUGUGACAUUGGCCGAAGUUCUGGAAUUAAAAGCUGACCCUACGGGCCCUGUGGAAGGAGCUGUUAUUGAGUGUCGCACAGACAAAGGGAAAGGGCCAGUCACCACUGCCAUUGUGCAGAGAGGAACUCUCAAGAAGGGUGCUGUGUUGGUGUCUGGUAAAUCCUGGGCAAAAGUGCGUCUGAUGUUUGAUGAAAAUGGAAUCAGUUUGAAUCAGGCUUGUCCCAGCAUGCCUGUGGAGAUUGUAGGCUGGAAAGAUCUGCCGUCCGCUGGGGAUGAAAUUCUGGAAGUAGAAUCAGAGCAACGUGCUCGGGAAGUUGUUGAAUGGAGAAAGUUUGUGGAAGAGCAGGAGAAAAUUAACGAGGAUAUGGAAGUUAUUGAAGCCAAACAACAAGAGCACCGAGAAGCUUACAGGAAGAACUUGGAGUCAUUCAGCAAUAUGACUUGGAGACAAAGGAAGUCCGCAAUGUAUAAAGCUAAUAAACAUGCAAUGAACAGCAGGGUGGCAGAGAGGACAGAGACUGAGGAUCUGACCUUCCCCAUCAUUAUAAAAGGUGAUGUUGACGGAUCGGUGGAGGCAGUCCUUGGUAUCAUAGACUCCUACGAUGCAGAAGAUCAGUGUGAGCUUGACUUGGUUCACUUUGGAGUUGGUGAUGUUAAUGAGAAUGACCUUAAUCUUGCAGAAACAUUCAAAGCUCAUAUAUACGGCUUUAACGUGAGCACAAACAAAGCUGUUCAGCAACUUGCGGCCAAAAAAGACAUCCCAGUAAAACUGCAUAAAGUCAUUUACCAUCUAUUUGAAGAUAUGAAAAAAGAGCUCAACAAUAAAUUGCCCCCAAUAAUAGAAGAAACGAUAAAAGGAGAGGCAGCUGUACUGGCAACCUUCGAUGUAACCGUAGGAAAAAAGAAAGUCCAAGUAGCCGGCUGCCGAGUCCAGAAAGGAGUUCUAGAUAAGAAACUCAAAUUUAAAUUACAACGUAAUGGAAAUGUUCUAUGGGAAGGAAAUGUAACAUCUCUUAAGCACCACAAAGACGAUGUCCAGUCAGUGAAAACUGGUGUAGAAUGUGGUCUAAGCCUGGAUAAAGACACGGAGGUGAAGGUUGGAGAUGAAAUAUUGUGUGUUGAAGACAAAGAGGUCCAGCAGGAGAUAUCAUGGGACCCUGGAUUUUAAUUGGGCCUUUAUUGGGAACCAGCGUGGUUACAAUUGAAUGCUGUCAUUGUUCUGGUAAAUAUGUCCUGGCCGUGCUGAGCCAGACUGGAUGCCAGAGUUGGAAACACCUACGGUCAAUGAAAGGAUCCAGAAUUCAGAGAUGAAAUUUCUUGUAACCGCAUCCAUGAAGCCAUUUUGUUUUUGGUCAUAUAUCAAUGUAUCAGAUUUCUGGUUGGGUAAUAUGGACUUUAAGGAUGAGGAUGGAAAAAUACACCACUCAAACACUGUGCAAUAAGUCAUGCUAUUAGCAAUUGGAUAAUUUAUUGAUGUUGCUUUUUUUGUUUUUUUU